Messenger RNA from Macadamia integrifolia, 565 nucleotides. RefSeq names its product pentatricopeptide repeat-containing protein At3g53360, mitochondrial-like. Gene Ontology annotation, biological process: RNA modification. The transcript is spliced from 2 exons. The record is from RefSeq and is a predicted model, not a curated record. Gene Ontology annotation, molecular function: protein binding; RNA binding. Bases 182 to 565 code for a protein of 127 amino acids. NCBI's taxonomy places the organism in Eukaryota, Viridiplantae, Streptophyta, Magnoliopsida, Proteales, Proteaceae.
ACUAAACAUACUUUUCUCUUGGAACGAUCAAAGGAGAAGGAGAGGAAAGGAGAGCACGAAGUCCCACUUCCUUCAUCAUUUUCAAUUUGCCGACGGUGAGGACAUUAUUCUUCAGAAUCAUAUCCACAAUAUCUAUGGGAAAUGUGGGUCUCCAAAAGAUGCUCGGAAGGUGUUCUAUGAAAUGCCCAAAAGAAAUAAGGUUUCUUGGACUUCAAUGAUUGGUGGCUAUUCGCAGAAUCAUGAAGAGGAGGAGGCAUUGAAAACAUAUUUAGAAAUGCGACAAUCAGGUUCUCUGCCAGAUCACUUCAUCUCUGGAAGCAUAUUAAGAGCAUGCUCAGGUCUUAUUGAUGUUGAGCUCGAGAGACAAUUGCAUGCCCAUGUCUUGAAUUUAGAAUUUGAGUGUCAUCUUAUUGCACAGAAUGCUCUAGUAGCAAUGUACACAAAGCUUGAUCAGAUUGAUGAUGCAUUAAUUGUCACUGAUAAGAUUGCAGAAAAGGAUUCUAUUUCAUGGGGUUCAAUGAUUUCUGGGCUCACUCAGACCGGUUUUAAGUUCUAUUUUUUGUGA